GUCGCCAUUUUGUUUGUUUUUGCUAAUUUGAACUCAACGAGCGAGUUUAGGACGGACGGACGGACGGACGAACGGAUCAUGUCUUGUUGAAACGACGACUACGGACUACUAGCAACUACCCACGGCAUUUAGUAAGCAGCGAACAUGACAGGAGCCAGUAAAGGAAAGAAGUGUAUCGAAAGAGACUACGGGACGUCCGGAUUGAGACGUGCACAGACAACUACACUUUUCAGAGCUGUCAACCCCGAACUCUUCAUCAAACCCAAUAGACCAAUGAUGGCUUUUGGACUGGUUACCAUCACCUUGUGUGUCGGUUAUCUGGGCUACCUCCAUGCUACGGGAGAAAACAAUCAGCAGCUUUACGAGGCCAUCGACAGUGAAGGAGAGAGACUGAUGAGAAAGAGAACAUCCAAGUGGACGUGAAAACAGUACUGAAGAGGGAGCAACAGCAGUGUGUAAAUACUCUUGUUAAUUUACACAAACAUAGUUGCUCCAUUAGAGCAAAGCCACGGCAACUGGUAACUUACACAUAAGGCACAGCUCAUGACAUAUAGAUACUAGGGGUGUAAAUCGCGGGUUUUGUCACGAUACGAUAUAAUAUCGAUAUAAAGAACUGCGAUACGAUAUUUGCCGAUAUCUUAAAGCCUGCUGCGAUUCAUUCACGAUAUAUCGCGAUAUAGUGCUCUACGAUCGAUUUUUUUUUUUUAAUAAAAAAUAUAGAACAAUAUCCUGAUUUAUAACAAUUCAUACGCAAAAUCAACAAGGUACUGCAAACUCUUUAUUUAGGAAAUUACAAGAGUAUUGUAGUAUACAAAUUGCUUACUUUAACACUGAACUUUGAUGUCGUGUUUUUUCUUUAAAUGUGCGGCGAGAUUUGUGCUCCCUGAAUAUUUGAUCACCGCAUGGCAGGAUUUACAAACUGCACGUGUCUUGUCCGUUGAGCCAUCUUUUCUUUGGAAUCCAAAGUGCUUCCAAACGAAUGACUUGAAGCCUAAAGGGGAGCAAAUUUCCUCGUCUUUUUGGACACUAGCCAUAGCACCAGCCCAGGAGCCGCGUACUAGUUGUCGCCUCCCCUUUCACGCGCGUGCUCUGCCCACAACACAACAACGCCGGGCGCACUGCUCCCAGAAAGAGGAAGCAAGCAACAAUCAACUGGAUUUCAAAAUAAAGUCGCGUCUAAUGUCCGAGGUCAAACACGGCGAUAUAAAUCGAUGUUUACCUUUAGCAUCGAUGCCAAUAAAUCGUAGAGCAUUAUAUCGAUUAAUCGAUGUGUAUCGAUGUAUCGUUACACCCCUAAUAGAUACAAAACAUUCAGUAGAUAAGUAGACAUUCAGGUGAUAACAGAACAAAUGUCUGCCUUAUGAGGAUAUGUUUUUCCUUCUUUUCUGCAACCUUUUCUUCUAUUCCGUAUUCCUGCUUGUGGACAGUAUAAAACCUUCUGAUCUGGAGUCUGAUGUUUUUUUCCAUCUGCUGAAGUGCAUUGUGUACCGACUCCCGUAAAACAACCCAAGAUCUUGCAAAUAAAAAAACAACUAUUACUCCA
Syngnathus typhle (broad-nosed pipefish) is the source of this 1543-nucleotide messenger RNA. RefSeq names its product small integral membrane protein 8 (gene smim8). Lineage: Eukaryota; Metazoa; Chordata; Actinopteri; Syngnathiformes; Syngnathidae. The record is from RefSeq and is a predicted model, not a curated record. The coding region runs from base 145 to 423 and encodes 92 amino acids. The transcript has 2 exons.